CCUCCUCCUCCUCCUCCUCCUCCUCCUCCUCCUCCUCCUCUUAUUCAUUCCAUUUUCCAGAGCUUCUCCCUCAACCCACGACCUCUAAUAAUGCAGUAGAGAGAGAAACAAGAGAGAGAACAAGAGAAAAAUAUCAUCUUGGGCAAUCGAUCAACUCUGUUUUUUCUUCAUCAUCAUCUUCUUCUUCUUCUUCUGUGGGCUGGGUUGGAUUUUGAUAUUUUUUGUUUCCAUUUUGAGGAUCGCUUUGUAUUGGGGUUUCUUAUUGUUCUUCCAUUUUGAGGAUCGAUUUGAAUUGGGUUUUGUUUUCUGGACUUUUCUUUUGAUGGGUUCAGAGAAGGAAGGAGAAUCGAAAACCAAGAAAGAUCCAGGGGAAACAGGGGAAGUAACUGGGAACUUGUACAGAGUCGGUCUUGUUUCACAUCUGGAACGUCCUCUGCUUCUUCCUACAACUCUAUACCUUUCUGCUACUUUGAACCACUCUUUCAGUUCCUAACAAAUCACGCCUCCAAGCUUUUAGGGUUCACUUGAAUACAAGGGGAGCUGUUUUUUUAAAUCUCUUCCGUCAUGAAGAGACAUGGCAGCUCAGAUUCGUUGGGCGCUCUGAUGUCUGUGUGUCCUACUUCAGAUGAACAGAGUCCGAGGAACAGCCAUGUUUAUGGCAGGGAAUUUCAGUCGAUGUUGGACGGGUUGGACGAAGAAGGCUCCAUGGAAGAACAGUGUCAUGUGGGAGAGAAGAAAAGGAGACUCAGUGUUGAUCAAGUUAAGGCCUUGGAGAAAACAUUCGAGAUUGAAAACAAGCUAGAACCAGAUAGGAAAGUGAAGCUUGCUCUAGAACUUGGCCUGCAGCCAAGGCAAGUUGCUGUUUGGUUCCAAAACCGUAGAGCCCGAUGGAAAACUAAGCAACUCGAGAGAGAUUAUGGUCUUCUGAAAGCCAAUUACGAAACUCUCAAGCGUAGUUUCGACACCCUUCAGCAGGACAAUGAUGCUCUGCUCAAAGAGAUUAAAGAACUGAAAUUGAAGCUCGAGGAAGAGAAGACAGAGAGGCAUUUAUCAGUGAAGGAAGAGAUUUUCGUGCCGGAAUCGGACAAUUUACUUAUUGAGCAGACCAACAAUCAUCUUCCGGUGGAUCAUGUUCCUCUUCCUGUUUCUUCGGAUCAUUCCGACGACUUCAACUACGAGAGCUUCAGAAUAGCCAGCGCCGAGGACGGGGACGAACAAAGAGUUGAAGUAUCGUUGUUCCCUGAUUUCAAAGAUGGGUCAUCGGACAGCGACUCGAGCGCCAUAUUAAACGAAGACAACAGCCCAAACGCCGUCGUAUCAUCCACGGCCGCCGGGAUGCUCCAAAGCGAACAGCAAAUUCUAUCGUCUCCGACGUCGUCUUUGAACUGGUUCCCAUAUCAAAAGGCAGCAACUUAUAAUAAUGCGCAACAAUAUGUGAAAAUCGAAGAGUACAAUUUCUUCAGCGGAGAAGAGAGCUGUGAUUUGUUCUCCGAUGAACAAGCGCCGUCUAUGCAUUGGUACUGCCCCGAUGAGUGGAACUAAUAGCAAUUCCAAUCAUCAGAGUGAAAUCUAGCAUGGGAAUUGGCACGGUGGGAUUGGUCGGAGAGGGAACAGGUGGCGGCUCAGAGUGUUGAUUGNAAAAAAAAAAAAAAAAAAAAAAAAAGGAAGCUUUAAGAGAUUGAUUGAUGGUGGGAUGAUUAGAAAGAACAAAUGUUGUAAUGAACAAAUAAUGAUUCCCUUUUGCUUUUUUUCCCCUUUCAUUUCUAAACCAUUUUCAUUCCCUAUUUUCCUA
Cucurbita pepo subsp. pepo (vegetable marrow) is the source of this 1792-nucleotide messenger RNA. Its product is annotated as homeobox-leucine zipper protein ATHB-6. NCBI's taxonomy places the organism in Eukaryota, Viridiplantae, Streptophyta, Magnoliopsida, Cucurbitales, Cucurbitaceae. Gene Ontology annotation, cellular component: nucleus. Gene Ontology annotation, biological process: positive regulation of DNA-templated transcription. The record is from RefSeq and is a predicted model, not a curated record. Gene Ontology annotation, molecular function: DNA-binding transcription factor activity, RNA polymerase II-specific; sequence-specific DNA binding.